Folsomia candida is the source of this 1162-nucleotide messenger RNA. RefSeq names its product prefoldin subunit 3. The coding region runs from base 266 to 886 and encodes 206 amino acids. Gene Ontology annotation, cellular component: prefoldin complex; cytoplasm. The record is from RefSeq and is a predicted model, not a curated record. The transcript is spliced from 4 exons. Gene Ontology annotation, biological process: microtubule-based process; protein folding; tubulin complex assembly. NCBI's taxonomy places the organism in Eukaryota, Metazoa, Arthropoda, Collembola, Entomobryomorpha, Isotomidae. Gene Ontology annotation, molecular function: tubulin binding.
GCAACGAGGCGACCCCGGGAUCAGACCGGCUCAACUUUUUUAUGGGCAAGGCAGCAUUGUUUCUCCUUCGUCAUUAACUUUAAUUAAUUUCACCUUUAAUAAUUCACAAAUUGCUCAAAAGUUCCAAAGUUCAAACAGUUUACAAGCACUCAUCGCUUGAGAUUGGUGACAUCCUUCAAAGUUUGGACAUAAUUAAUUUUAAGUUGUACUGUACGUGUUAAGUUUUAUAUACAUUUAGUAGUUUUUUUGAAUAACCUACUACGCCAUGUCGAAUUCUACUACUUCGGAUGAGGGAGCGGCGUCUCUCGACACCAGCAAUUCCGUCAUGUCUUUAACAUCUGUUGAAUUUGUUUCGGACGUUGAUGCCUUCAUGGCAGAGCCCGAAAACGAUAAUAAUGCUCAAAAUGUUCUCAGGAGGUUGGAAGAAACGUACAGCAAGCUGAAAAUGUCUGAAGCGAACAAUGUCAACACGAAGAGGAGAUUGAACACCCAACUCGCCGAGUUUGACAACAGUUUAAAAAUGCUGGCUGAGCUGAAACGACGACGGGAUGAAGGAGCUGCAAUGACGACACAGUUUCGACUGGCUGACCAUGUCUUUGCGCAAGCGACAAUUCCGCCCGCGGAUAAGAUUGGGUUAUGGUUGGGCGCAAGCGUGAUGCUUGAAUACAGUCUAGAGGAGGGCGAAGCUCUGCUGAAGGCGAAGAAUCAGAAAGCUGAAAAGAGUUUGGAAAUGACGAACGUCCUUAUCGACUCUUUGCGCGAGAGUAUUACCACUUUAGAAGUGAACAUGGCCAGAAUCUUUAACUGGGAUGUGAAGAGGAGACAGUUGGAAAAGGAGAAGGCAGGCAUUGCAGGAGGCAACACGAAAAUGGUUGGGGUGGCGUAGCGACAUCAGUCGACAGUUAUCAUGCUUUGGUUACAAAUGCUAAUACAAUAACUAUGAUUAAUUAAAUUACGUGGUAUGCACCUUCCCACCUUUAUCAUGCUGAAAAGAAUAAUUCCGAAAAGAGCAGCUUACAUAUUAUCAGGUCUUCUUCGUUAUAUAACUACACUAAAAAUUGCUAUAUAAUGUCAUCCAAAUCAACUCAAAUGCAACUUUCUUUGUAAUUUUAUUACUCACCGAGUUAAAAUAAAAUGAGUUUAUUCUCACAUUGCUGUAAAA